AUGGAAUAUAUCGGAGAUGGCACACUUUAUCACCUCUUCGACAAUGUCAAGCCGGAACACAUGACUCAGGUCAUGAGAGCUCUCGCAAAGCUUCAAGCAACAGCCGUGAAGUUCACCGAUGAGGAGAAAGCGCAUUUCCAGUCACACCCAUACAUCGCACUCUUCGCGACAAUGCUCAAUAAACAGGCAGCGGAUGGUUUUGUCGCGAUGUUGCGCCAGUUUGCUGGAGAACAUCUCAAGGACAAAGUCGACCAAUGGAAGCUGCUCUUCCCGAAAUUGCUGACGAAUGGAGCCAGUGCUAUGCCAUGGGGAUCUGUGGGCAACGAAUCUCAUGUGGAAAAAUGGCAAAAGCGCGCGUCGAAUGAAAGCUUGUUGAUGGUUUUCCAGAAUGCGCAUCUCGGAUGUCCGAGUGUGGACGUCGUGCGAGUCUUCAGUGGCUGCAUGAGCGCCAAAGACCGUAGGGACAAUUGGGAAUCUCUCCUUGAGAAACUGUACACGUAUCUUGAAGAAGAAAUGGCUGGUCACAGUAUGCCAUACACUUUGGAUAUGCUGAAAACGUCAUAUCGACUUUUCUUCCCACUCGGUGCCUUUCUGAUGCUACCAAUGUUUGGACCUACGCUACAAGCAGUGAGCAGCAGCACUGAUGUUGAAUACAAGGCAAAGGCUUCUGCUACCAUGUUCGAGAAGGUUGAGGGGUUGUUGGAGGACAUCUGUGAGUUUCAUCAGAACAACAAGCAAAAAAAUGGACACCAAUAG
Molecule: messenger RNA, 756 nt
Organism: Ostertagia ostertagi
Lineage: Eukaryota; Metazoa; Nematoda; Chromadorea; Rhabditida; Trichostrongylidae
Source: the annotation of a GenBank genome assembly